CCCCAUCCGAGUGUCCCCUGACCUCAGCACUCUCUCAGCAUGAACUGCAUAUCCGACUUCUUCACCUAUGAGACCACCAAGUCAGUGGUGGUGAAGAGCUGGACCAUCGGGAUCAUCAACCGAGUCGUUCAGCUUCUGAUCAUCUCCUACUUUGUGGGGUGGGUUUUCUUGCACGAGAAGGCAUACCAGGUUCGAGACACAGCCAUUGAGUCCUCGGUGGUGACCAAGGUGAAGGGCUUCGGACUCUACGCCAACAGAGUCAUGGACGUGUCUGAUUACGUGACGCCACCCCAGGGCACCUCGGUCUUUGUCAUCAUCACCAAGAUGAUCGUUACUGAAAACCAGAUGCAAGGAUUCUGCCCAGAGAGUGAGGAGAAAUACCGCUGUGUAUCAGACAGCCAGUGCGAGCCUGAGCGCUUUCCAGGCGGGGGGAUUCUCACUGGCCGCUGCGUGAACUACAGCUCUGUGCUCCGGACCUGUGAGAUCCAGGGCUGGUGCCCCGCAGAGGUGGACACGGUGGAAACGCCCAUCAUGAUGGAAGCUGAGAACUUCACUAUUUUCAUCAAGAACAGCAUCCGUUUCCCCCUCUUCAACUUUGAGAAGGGAAACCUACUUCCCAACCUGACGACCAGGGAGAUGAAGACCUGCCGCUUCCACCCGGACAAGGCCCCUUUCUGCCCCAUCUUGCGGGUAGGGGACGUGGUCAAGUUUGCGGGACAGGACUUUGCCAAACUGGCGCGCACGGGGGGAGUUCUGGGCAUUAAGAUCGGCUGGGUGUGCGACCUGGACAAGGCCUGGGACCAGUGCAUCCCCAAAUACUCCUUCACGCGCCUGGACAGCGUUUCUGAGAAGAGCAGCGUGUCCCCAGGAUACAACUUCAGGUUUGCCAAGUACUACAAAAUGGAGAACGGCAGUGAGUACCGCACCCUCCUGAAGGCUUUCGGCAUCCGCUUCGACGUGCUGGUGUACGGGAAUGCCGGCAAGUUCAACAUCAUACCCACGAUCAUCAGCUCCGUGGCAGCCUUUACUUCUGUGGGAGUGGGGACUGUUCUCUGUGACAUCAUCCUGCUCAACUUCCUCAAGGGGGCCGACCAGUACAAGGCCAAGAAAUUCGAGGAGGUGAAUGAGACAACAUUGAAAAUCGCCACUUUGACCAACCCAGUGUACCCCAGCGACCAGACCACAGCCGAGAAACAGUCCACCGAUUCGGGGGCCUUCUCUAUAGGCCACUAGGGCCUCUUUCCAGGGCCCCACCCUCACCCCUGGGCUCCAGGCCUUCCAGCAGGGGACCCCGCCUGAGCACGGGGGCAUGGAAGGGAAGAGGGGCUCUCAUUUCUGCUGCUCAAUCCAUGAGCACAGCUGGGACCAGGUGUCCAGCCCUCCCACUGCUCCGGCAGACAGGCAGUGCCCCUGCUGAGACUCCACUGUCACCCUCACUCCUUGCUUGGCCCCGUCUGCUUCCUAGAACCCCUGGGGCAGUAGCACCUGAGCAGUCCCUUUCCCGAAGAGUAGAGAUGAUAAUGUAGGACAGAUGGCCACAAGGGCCUACCAAGUGCCAGGCACUUUCACACACAUUAUCUCAUUUAAUCCUUAGAAUAAUCCUAUGAGGUAGAUACUAGUUUCCCUUGUUUUGAAGAUAAACCGAGGCUCAGAGAGACUGAGUCAUUUGCCCCAGGCUAGAUAGCCAGGAAGUGAGAGAGCUUGGAUUUGAACCUCCAGCUGACUAACUCCACUGCCCACAGCCCAUGAGAGAAGAAAGAACUCCUGGGGGCCAUCAGCCCUGCUGCUUCAGCCGCCUCCACCCUGACCAGUGAUUCGGUUCAUAAAGAGUAAGCCCCAUGCCUUUCCCAGCAACUAAGGCUGCAUUUUAGGGAGACUGGUUAGAGAACGUUGUGUGGCCGGAUGGGUGGGUCCCAGAUUUGGAAGGAAGCAGAAGGCAUGGCUGUGGGUGAAUUUUUCCUUAUCACACCCCACAGCUCUCCCCUAACCAGGAAAGGGGCCAUUCUUGUUCUUCUGUGGGACCCCACACCCACACACAACUGGGCCCCUCACUCUGGGGAUUUGAUUCCUGGACCUGGGAAUUCGGCAGCCCUCACCUGCAACAUGGGCAAAAAGGCUCCGGUGAGGUCUGGUGCCUUGUGAGCUGGUCAGCUGGGUCAGCCAGGCCUGUCCCCACAGGGUCUUAAUAAGGUAUCCCGUCUUUUAAGGUUAGAAGCUAAAGGGGCCUUAGAAACUAUCUUAUCUAACUGUCUUACUUACAGAUGAGCAAACUGAGGCCAGAAAGGAAAAUGACUAGUUCAGUGCCACAGUCCGUGGUGAAAAGAGAACACACAUGUCCUGCCCUUCAGGGAAGGAGGCCGGAGCAGGAAGCUGGGUGCAUUGACCCGGGCAUCCUCUAUCCCUGUUCUGGCCUCUCUUACAGUGACAGGCCCAGAAGUUGCACCAGGACAGGGCUCAGGAGCAGGCCCAGGUUUUGUGAAGCCUAAGCAUAUACAAUUUGGGGGCGUCUCUUUAGAAGGAAUACAAAAUGAGGUCGUAGAAGGGGUUCAUGCAAGUGAAUGAGCCAGAAGAAUGUUUCAGUAGCUUCAUGGUAAAUCUGCGUCUGGUAGAGUUGGGGUGGACAUGAUCAUGAGAUCUCAGCGCCGGCUCAACUGUAGGUGGAGGGCGGCCCUCAACACAAGGUGCAGGAAGUCGGGGAGGGGACAGCUUCAGGAGCAGUUCAGGAGGCUCAAACGAUGGCUACUUGCAAAGGCCUUGCCCCAAUGACCCCCCGCCCCAGGGGGAGAAGGGGUAAGACCCUCCCCACAUAAGGCUCAUCUCCCCUUCCCUCACUCUGCCCUAACCCACAGCCCCAUGCCCUGGAUGGUGCGCGAGGGGUCAGCUAACCACACAGGGAGGAGCGUGGCUGGUGUCUCAGCAAACCGCUGGGGCAGGACCUCCCCUGGGUCAGCCUUGGGAGUUGGGCAAUGCCUGGAAAUCUGAUCAGACUCUGUUUCCCCAGCAGAGACAUCAGUGAAGGCAGCACCACAUUCUCCACCUGGGACUCCCCCAGGCACAUCUGGGGAAUCCAGCUCUCGGGAGGCUGGGGUCACAGGGAUGCUUUCUAAUGGGGAGAUGAAGGAGGCAGCAGUGUCCUGAAGGGACCCUCCCCCGAACCCCCCUUUCACCCAGAUGGAGGUGGUCCUCCUGCAGGUGCCUCAGGCCCCUCUAAAGCCGGCCAGCGAGAGCGUGUGAGCCUGAGGUUUUCCUCCCCGUAUCUGAACUAAGUUACCGUUUCUGUGUACUAGAUGUAGGGUUAAUAUCAGUAGUGAUA
This is a messenger RNA of Saimiri boliviensis boliviensis (Bolivian squirrel monkey), 3313 nucleotides long. It is a transcript of the gene P2RX3, whose product is annotated as purinergic receptor P2X 3. Lineage: Eukaryota; Metazoa; Chordata; Mammalia; Primates; Cebidae. Gene Ontology annotation, molecular function: ATP binding; purinergic nucleotide receptor activity; extracellularly ATP-gated monoatomic cation channel activity. The record is from RefSeq and is a predicted model, not a curated record. Gene Ontology annotation, biological process: response to ATP; calcium ion transmembrane transport. Gene Ontology annotation, cellular component: plasma membrane.